Messenger RNA from Clunio marinus, 1516 nucleotides. Lineage: Eukaryota; Metazoa; Arthropoda; Insecta; Diptera; Chironomidae. The record is from the annotation of a GenBank genome assembly.
UUCUGUUAGUAUGCCUGGUUCGUAGCUAACAUGAAGUCGAGUCUAUUAAAUAUUUUAAUUUUAGCGUUUUUAGUUGUUGCUGCUUCUGCACAACAAGAGGAAGAACUAUCAGAAAGUCUACUUGAAUUCUUUCCAAUCAUUAAUGAAAGAUUCCUAAAUGCUAAUAUUCAGUAUCGUGCAUUUAUAGAAAGUUCUAGGACGGAAUAUGAUUUGAUGAUCAAGAUCCAUCAAUCGAGAAUACUUUCGAGGAUAGGCUUCGUGGUUGAUGAAAUGAGAAACAUUCAAAAUGAGGUUGAGCAAGUAAUUGAAGAUCGUGCCAUUGAAAUCAAUAAUCUCGAAUCAGAAUGUAUUCUUGACUCCCAAAGAAAUUUAAGUUCUCAAGCAGAAGCGAGUGGAAACUUUGUCAUGCUUGCUUCUUUAGAAUGGUUCCAGGAAUUGAACUUUUUGAACGAUGAUCUAGUCAACCCUGUUCUUCAAGAAUUAGAUAUAAUUGCAUCAUUCAUUGAUUUCGCUUCUCUUGAUAUGUUCACUUACGAGUACAACGCUGUCACUGAGAUUUAUAACAUCGUCACAACACUUUAUCUUCAGACAUUAAUUUAUCCAGCUUUCUUUGAAAUUUUUGUCAAUGAAAUCAUUUUCGAGUUUGGGAUGUUCAGAGAUUUUACAAAUGAAAAGAAUGGAAGAAUUUUUACGAAUUUACAAGAAAUUGUUGAUGAGUUCACAUUGUCAACGAAUCUUAUCAGAGACAACGUUGCAAACUGUAAUGCAUAACAAUUUUUUCUUACAUUUUGAGAGCUUCAACUAUUCAAAUCUUAAUUGUACUUGAGCUUAUCUAAUCAUUAUCGCUCAUAGGAGGUGGAAAUUUUCUUCAAAAAACGCUAAGAAAUUAUUUCAGUUGAAUGGUAAAUUUUAAUAAAGGAUGUCAGGCAUUGUGAAGUUUGCAAUCUUUUGCGUUAUAUUCAAUAAAAUGGAAAGGAAUUUUAACUCUCAGCUACUUUCACGAUCAGGUUUCUUCUUUGAAGAGUUGAAGAAUUUAGAAUAUCAAGUUCUGAAUGAGAUCAGAGAUAGAGCAGGUUUAGUUGAAAACUAUGAAUGCCAAGUCAUUGCAAGUUCACAACUUCAAGAAGCCAGCAUAGCUGCAGGAACGAAUUCAAGAAGUGCUUACGACGAAAUUAUUCAACGUGUCACUUUCCUGCGAUUUAUAAACGUUUAUCCAACACUCCAAGAAUUAUCGAUGUCAAAAGCAAAGCUAGCAUUUGAACCGCUAAUGAUGCACUCAUUAUUCAACAGCGUAACAGAGUUUGACAGUUUAAUCGAGCUUUUGACGAGUCACAUUGAAAUGCCAGAACAAUUGUUUGAAGAUUUCGUCGAUUCCAUAAUUGCAGAGAUGACGAAUGUUAAUCGUUACUUUGAUGAUUUGAAUGUUGUGCUUAUCGAUUCUCUCGAAGAAACAAGAAUCAUGUUUGUCAAUGCUACAGAAGAGAUUCGACAAUUUUUAGUCACUGACUGUAAUUAA